Parus major (Great Tit) is the source of this 4392-nucleotide messenger RNA. It is a transcript of the gene CHIC1, whose product is annotated as cysteine rich hydrophobic domain 1. Lineage: Eukaryota; Metazoa; Chordata; Aves; Passeriformes; Paridae. The record is from RefSeq and is a predicted model, not a curated record. The transcript is spliced from 6 exons. The coding region runs from base 50 to 598 and encodes 182 amino acids.
CGGCCCCGCCCCCGGCGCGCGCUGCGCAGGCGCGGCGGGAGGGCCGGCGAUGAGCGUCCUGCUGCCCAAUAUGGCGGACUUCGACACGAUCUACGAGCUGGAGGAGGAGGACGAGGAGGAGCAGGAUGAGCCCGAGCCCGUGGUGCGGAGCCAGGAGCUGCCCCGGCCCCGCGACGCGCCCGAUCCCGUAGCGGUACGGGGCGCCGGGCACAUCACCGUGUUUGGCUUGAGCAACAAGUUUGAUACAGAAUUUCCUUCUGUUCUGACAGGGAAGGUGGCCCCUGAGGAAUUCAAGACCAGCAUCAGCCGAGUGAACGCCUGCCUGAGGAAGAACCUCCCUGUCAAUGUGAAGUGGCUGCUCUGUGGCUGCCUGUGCUGCUGCUGCACUCUGGGCUGCAGCCUGUGGCCCGUGGUCUGUCUUAACAAAAGAACUAGAAGAUCAAUUCAGAAGUUAUUAGAAUGGGAAAAUAACAGAUUAUAUCAUAAGCUUGGUUUGCACUGGAAGCUGAGUAAAAGGAAAUGUGAAACUAGCAAUAUGAUGGAAUAUGUAAUAUUAAUAGAGUUCUUACCAAAAUACCCCAUAUUUCGACCUGACUGAGGAACAACAUUGGUCUUUCAUGUUACCUGUCAUUUUCUACCCUUAGUGCCUUGUAGAUGAUUUUGGAAAGAAGAUGGUCUACUUUGCUGUGACUUAAAAAUGUUCUUCAGUAGAAAUCUUCCUUGCUGUUACUUUCUUUUGUUAAGAAGAGAACAAUUUGCACAUUUUUUUAUGUUAAACGAGGCUUCUAUGUUGCACUCUGAAUUUUUAACAUUACCAGUAACUGAUAGAGUUGCCACUAGGGAUCUUAACAUCAGUGCUGCUUAAACUUGUUCUGAGCAUGCUGCCUUAUUAAUUUCUCUCUUUGCUGUCCUCCAACAUGCAUCCUAAAGCUGUGUCAUCCUAUAUUUCAUCCUAAGUGUUGCAAUCCUAGAAACCCUCAGUAGGAAUGUCCAGGUAAACUCCAGUAGUAAUGAUUUUAGUAGAACCUGCUUGCAUAGAACUUGCAAUCAACAGCACUGGUUUUGUCCUGCACUUUGCAAAAUCAUCAUUUACAUUUAGGGGGGUUUCAUUAGUUUACCCACUAUGGAUUUGUAAAUAUUUGCAUUAUGUAAAGUGUGGUAUGCCAAGGUUUACAGAAUGUAUUAUAGCUCUUACUCUAUUGCCAACAGUCCCCCAGCAUCUGUUCCAUGUGCUCGUUCCCCUGGGAUUGUACAGCCCCACCCACACUGGUUUUAUGGGAAAGCCAUAAAGAGUUUGUACAUAUGUCAGAUGUGUAGGGCUCAGUUGCACUUUGUUUAGUGAAUGGAUGAAAAAUGCAUUGCAUUUCUGUCUUUAUUUUGAAAACUAUUUCAGGUGGUGUUUGCAGCACCUGAAAUACAAAGCUGAAAUCUUCACCUCUGCAGCAGCUGCCUUUGUGGGAUAGAUGGCAGCUGCUAUUAACAAAAUACCCUAAAGUCUCUUCUGAAGUGAGGAAUAUACGGUUGUUAAGUUCUGUUUUGUUUUAAAGUCAGGUUAAAUUAACCUCAAAUCGGAGAUCUUUGUUACAGAGGAGAAAAAUGAGGAAGAGCCAAAUCCAAGCUGAAGUAGCACCUUUGUCAUUGUUGUGGUGUGGUUGUACUUCAGCAUUUUUACAGUUAAGUGACAUGAAGUCCCUUGCAGUGGAAAUAGGUUUUAUCUCAGUCAAAGUGAAGUUUUAAAACAUGCUGAGGGGAGGAAGUGCAGCAGUUGAAAGGGCUCCUGAAUAUGUUUUGGCAGUCAGGCACUGUCUGGAAAGCCAGGAAAGCCCUGUGGAAUUCAGUAUUAUUUUGGAUUCUUCCCUGUUUGCCUGAUCUCAGGAAGGGAAGUCAUUGUAGAAAAACUUCCUCUAAUGGCUGACCUAAGCAAGAGCACUUAAUAAAAGAAAGCAAAUGGAAAUUGUUGCAAGUUCCCUGCCCUUCCUAACUAGAAAUAACAAAGCCCAGCAGAUAACUGAGCAUCAGCAAGUUGUGGUGGAUUUCAUUAUCAGUGUCUAGGCAUUUCUUUGCAGCAUCUUGACUCCCUGCAACAUCAUCCCAAGUUGCUUUUUAGUUUCAGGGUGACUUGGGGUUUCCUCUGAAUGUAUUUGCAUCUCUCCAGUUUGCAAUAUGCUAUUAAAAUACAGUAUUUGUAAAACCAUUGCAUCCUAAUACCUGUAGUAGGUCAGAUUCCUUGUACACAGUGUUUACAGAAGGCCAGUUUUAUGCAAGUUGUUACUCAAAGGGAAGUUUGUGCUGUUUCCAGUCCCAGACUGAUGGUUCAGAGUCUGAAAUCUGCACAUUUCACGCAGAAACUUUGUUUGACUGGUAGAUUGGUGACAACUAAAUGUGUAAUUGCAUUUGUGACAUGAAUAAAAACCUCCUGUGUUGUUUGAAAUUAUCAUUAGCUGCACCUUGCAACUCAGAUUUCCAUUGCAGAACUAAGCAAAGUGUUGUCUCCAAUUUAUUUCCUUUUUUGGGGGGAUGAGUGUUAACUGGAAGCAGAGAAAAUAAUGGCAGAAAAAGGCAGAGUAAACCAAAACUGAAUUGGCACACCCAGUUCUUUCCUUGGGUUUCCCUGACAAAUGAGUUUCUGGAGUAAUUAACAGAACAAUGGAAGUUUCUUACUGUUCUGCCAGAACUUUGUUGUGCAAAAAACCUCAAAAAAUCUCAGCAGGUUCUGAUUUUCUUCUUCACAUGUCUCUUGUUUUCUCCCUGUACUUUUCCAAGUGGGAGAACAGGCACUUCCCAUGGAACCACGGGAUGGGUUGGGUGGGAGGGACCCCAAAGCUCCUGUCAUUGCACCCCCUCCUUCCACUAGCCCAGGAUGCUCAGAGCUCCAUCCAAACUGGCCUUGAACACUUAAGCACAUAAUAUUAAUUUGUAAAGUUUACAUUCUAAGUACAUAAAUCCUAUACAUUUUAAUUUGUCCUUAAUUAUUAAUUGUGCAGUCUCCAAACCAUCAAUGGGUCUUGUCUUUGUGUUUUAAUUGACAUUUAAUUAUGUGGCCAUAAAGCAACUGGUAAUGAACCAGAGCCAAACCUGUCAUUUACAGUAAGCUCCAUGUUUUAAUAAGUAGGUAAAUUUGCAUUAAAAUGCAAAACCAGCAGCAGUAUUAUAUUUGCAUGUGAAAGACACAGGAUUCAUAGCUCACUGCAAGGUGAAGGCAGCUGGCAGUAUUGCUGUCAACUCUGUAGUUCUCAGACUACAGGUUCUUUUUACUUGGGCUGUCCUUUAAUACAAGAACACCACAGGUAAUUCUGUCUCCCAAGACUGAAAAUCUCAUUUUUGACAAUAAAUGAUCAGCAUGAGUUGGUGAAGUGUUCAGGGAGGGUUUCUGUCAGAAUUUGUAGCAGUGUAACAGAUGAAUGUCAGCAGAGUGAGUGGAAGUGGUAAAGAAAGUGCCUUGGCUGGUUCCAACACCAUUGUGCAGAGAAGGAGAAAAGGGAACUGGUCCCUCUCAGGAGUGGGAGUUUGCAGCAGAUUUUUAAAAGCAGCUACUGUCUACCAAAUCAGUGUUUAUUUCUUCACAUCGACAUGUUGACACUAAUUUUGCUUCAAAAUUUUAUCCAGGAAAUCUUUGGGUUUGUAUCUAGAAAGUUUUGUAUCUAGAGAGUGCUGAAGGAGUGCAGAACUCUGGCAGAGCAUCAAAGCUUUUCCUCAGCGAUUCCCCACCUGCUCCUGCAAAGGUGUUUUCCCAGAGGAGGAACACAAAAGUGUUCAAACAUGCACACCCAAGUCUAGGUAGAGUGUGGGGUCAGUUGUAAAUGGGUGACUUUAAAACAGAAAAAAAAAAUAUUAAAUCUGGUGUAGUUUUGAUAAAUGCAAAAGAAAAAGUUCCUGUGCUUUUCUUGAUAGGUACAAAACUCCAUAUGCAAAACCAUAAAUUGAUGUUUAUUAUUGUCCCACUGACAGUUUACUACAUUUUCUUGUCAACACACUACCAUUGGAGCAAUAAAAAUGUCAAGCUAUUAAUAUUCGCCAUCAGUUAUUUAUCUCUUUAGUAAGCAAUGUUAUGUGAUUCUUCUGCCAUUCUUUUGUUUUCUGCUUUUGGUGUUCUUACGGUGUUGUAACAUACUUGUAUUGCUUCUGAAAAGUGGUUUUGUUUAAGCUGUAUGAAACUGUGUUCUUAACACUUUUAUUCUGUUUACAAGUGAACAGCCACUUUUUUAACAGGACCUCACAUCUGGAGAGUUUUCUCUCUGUUUUUUAUUUUAAAUGAAAAAUAAAAUUCUAACUGAGCUUGCUUUCUACAAUUUACUGCACUGGCUUGUGCCAUUGAAAGAAGCUGGAAGUCAGACAUGCUUCAUCACUUUGAGACAUUUUUCUUUAAUUAAAUUCAAAGAUGAAAACCUUGAA